CUCUAUGGAAUGUAAAACAAAGAAAUGGUAGUGUAAAUAUUUCGUUUCCGCGGAGAGACAGGUGGUUUAAAUGUAAUACAUCCAAGUUUAUUUGCGAUCACUUGUCUGCGAUAGGUAUCACUGUGUGUUUAGUGUGAAUCAAAUCAAUUUCCCUUGCAUAUUGAUCAUGGCGACAACGCAAGAUGGGCUUGGAACUCGUCUUCAAGAAGCUCUCAAUUUGAGGGAGCUGAUGGACACGUCUGUGACCACGUUCGCCGUGGCCCCGCCCGACUCCGACGACGAACUGGACACUUGCCAGAAUAACUUCGUGCAGGACACGGACGUCCUGGAGAGGAUGACCCUGAGCUGCCUGGACAUGGGCGAGGACACAGACUCCACUCUGAGCCCCUUCGAGCGGAUCGCCUCCAAGAUGACCAACGUCACCGGCUGCGGGAAAGUCCGCAAGCAGGUACUCCGCCCUGGCGAGGGGUCCCCGGUCCCAGAGAACGCUGCAGUCGUUAUCCACUACAACGCGUUCAUCGAGCACUUUGACGAGCCGUUCGACUCGACCUACCUGCGGGGCAAGCCGGACCGGUUCACCCUGUCCUCGGACGCGGUGAUCCCGGGGCUGCAGGCGGGGCUGAGGACCAUGCGCAAGCGCGAGAAGGCCUACUUCCUGGUGCACCCCGACAUGGCGUACGGCGAGCUGGGCUGCCCCCCGCGCAUCCCGCCCAACGCGGAGGUGCUGUUCGAGGUGGAGCUGCUGAGCUUCCUGGAGGACCCGGGCUUCUGCCCCGAGGACGACCCCCGCCAGAAGUCCUUCGACGACCACUACAAGUCGGCGCAGGCGUUCAACCUGCAGGGCAACGACGAGUUCCUGCGAGGGAACACCAAGGUGGCCGUCGCCAGGUACAGGCAGGCGACCAGCAUCAUGGAGCGGGUGCGCAUGGAGAACGAAGAGCAGGAGGCGCGCUACAAGAAGCUGCUGUUCCGGCUGUACACCAACCUGGCGGUGUGCUACAACAAGGACUGCAAGCCGUACAAGGUGCUGGACGUGUGCAAGCGCGCGCACGCCAUCGCCGACGACACGCGCGGCAAGCUGCUCUUCAACCAGGGGCGAGCGCUGCUCACGAUCGGAGACUUCCAGCCGGCCCUCAGGUGCUUGAACAAGGCGAGGAAGCUUGCUCCCAGCGACGAGACCAUCAGCAAGGAGAUACGCAAGUUGAAUACGCUGAGGAAUAAAUUCAACGAUGAAGAGAAGAUGAGGUUGGCUCGUUCGUUUGGACUUGAGGCUCCGAAGACUGCCAAUGGCCAAGCCCACACCGAAGGCGCGGUGUCGGAGGGCUUCGCCGACACGGCCAGGAGCAUCCUGCUGGACUUGAAGGACGGCCGCAGGAGCGCCGUGCCGCUGCCCAAGGGCCUGACCGGCGCGGAGGAGGCCUUCAUCAAGAGCGAGGCGUGCCAGCUGGGCGUGGCCGUGCACAUCAGCAGCCGUGGCGGCCACAAGUCCCUGUGCGUCGCGCGCCCAGCCGCGCCGGACCAGUGAGGCGGCAGUUGCGUGACCAGAGUCCCUGAAAAGUUACCAAGUUUCACAUAGUUAUCGUAGUCACCACCAGGGGCGUAGUCAGCGGGGAGGGUUUUAGGGGUUCAAACCCCCCCCCCCCCCCCCUAUCACCAAAUCAUUAAUUAAUUUCUUAUUCAUCACUCAAACAAAUUUCAUAUUAAAAUUAAUAAAAAAAUUUACCAUUACAAUAUUUAAAUUUAAGUGCCGAAAACUGCUAAAAUAGCAAUAUUUUACACCUUAACAUCCAAGUUUUCUCGGGGGAGCACCCCCGGCCCCCCACUGAAUUAGGGGGGGGGGGGGGGGGGGCAUGCUUCUUAACACCCUCCAUACACAAAUCUUGGCUACGCCACUGGUCGCCACAAUGUGCUCUGUACAAAAUAGUAACUUCGUGGUUUGAUGUGAAAUUUAAUUUUGAAAAUGCUUGGGAGAAACCAAUAAUAUUGUGUCAGAAAGUACGCGUCUUUUGUCUCCAAAAGAUAGAAUCAGUGGUACCUUACAAAAAUACCUCGUUUAAAAGUACUUCUUUUGAGAUCCCUUCUGGGGGUUUUCUAUUUACGAAUUGUUAAGUAUAAUUUACUUUUAAUAUUAAGGACGUAAAAGGUGGGUUUUUCUUUGUGUUUGGUUAAUGUGUGAUUUCACUGUAUUUAAUUACUGUAAUGUCCCAAACAUUAGGAUGGACAAAGUUACAGUAAAUAAAUAACUUAAAACAAACAUACCAGAAGGAAAAUUUGUUAAAACCAAGCUUAGAUUAAAAGCGUUCAGGAAAUAAUUUAGGAGAAAAAACUUUUCUUCGCGUAAUGUUCCACUUUAAAUUUGGUUCUUCCCUGAGCUAUGCUAACUUUUGUCACUUGCUGUUCUGCCCCUGUUACUGAGAGUUCAAGGCAACUAUCGCAGCAGCUUACCUACUCCAACCUGAAGAGUGGUGCUGAUAGGUGAACUCUACACACACUUGGCAUGGUUGGACUGACGCAGGAGAGUUAGAGGCACUGUAAUGGCAUCAGGAUACGUAAUCGUGAUUGUCCUUCUGUCGUGUGUUCUAAAAUUGUUUCUCUUAAAGCAACUUGUCUUGAAUAUUAAAGUAAAAAUUUCCUUGCCCAAUGCAGUCAUUUUUCCUCAUUUUAAAUACAAAUGCUUUUGGAUCAACAAGGCCCUCCAAACUUUGCUAAUCUUCAACUACACAAAUCACUCAAAAGCUGUAUUUAAUAAUUGAUAUGACUUUGCCAGGAAAUUUGCUGUUUGUUUUGUUGGAAGCUUGGGUUGUGAUGCAAAACAUCGCGUCUGAUGUGAAGCUUUGCAUUCGUUGCAAAGUUAAAACAUUGGAAACAUAAGAUUCACUCAUAAAAAUACAUAUUUAGUUUGUUUUUUUUCGGAUAUUUUUCUUGAAAAAGUUGGUUAUUUGUAAAAAUCAAAAGAUGGCACUCCAUUUGCUUUUAUGAAUGCUCGAUAUUAAUAUUCUACAUGGUUGUAUUAUAAUUUUUAUUGAAUGAUGGUAUAUAUAGGACCAAAUUGGUUAAUCACUUAAACUUAAUUAUGUAGGUCAAACAUUAUAAACAUUAGACAAUUAUUUUUUUUUUACUCCAAUCAUGUGUUUUAUAAAGUACGUUUAAUACAGCUUCGCACAAGAACAAUUUUCACAAUUCAGUUUAAUUUCACAAAUAUUUUUAACUUUUUUUGUUAUUUGCUUUGCAUCAAAAAACUAGUAUUUGCACAGGCAUAUUCCAAACUCAAACCAAGCCGUAGUUUUUGGUAAUAUAACAUUAAUAGUGACAUUAUGGAAAGGACGAAGUAGCGUAAGCACGCCAUUUCAGUAAAGCGUUGGGAGUGUCAAAUGCAGCUGGUGUAAAGAUCAACGUAUUACAAUCAAAAUUGUAAAUGCCGAUUCAAAAUGUUGACUUUCCUGUUUUGCCAGUGAUCUGGAGUUCGACAAUAUUGAAGGGUCGGAGUGCUGACUCGGAGCUUCACUGCUCGGUCACUGGCCUUGUCCAGGUGUUAUGCGAUGGCUUCUCUCGCAACUACUUUGUGCACUUGAGUGGGAUUAUGUAUGUGUUGUGUCGUCUUGUGUAUACACACACGUCAUUCUGAUCGUAAGGAAGCAUUUUUACCAAAUACCGUAUUUACUCGCGUAAAGGCCCCGCCCGCGUAUAAGCCCCCCACAUUUUGUAAACAUUUUUGAGAAAAAAUUUAAAAACGUGUUUUUCUGGAUUUAUCUGAGGGCAGGGCAGCUUGGCAUGCAUCAAACAACAAGCCAUGUAUUGUGAGCGGCGGGAGGUGAUUUUGUAAGCGGCAGUGAUACAGAGACUGGUAUUAUAGUUUGUCCGUUCUCAGUAGGACCGUCGUGAGGCAUGCCAGACGUAAGCAGUUAGUCCUAUCUCAAACGACAUAAAGAUAAAGAAAGCUGGACUCGCGCGCUGCCGCUGUGUUGAUGUGGAGUGUUGUCGGAAUCAGGUGGGGGACACUUCAUAGGGCAAGGCAAUCACAUUUUUCUAGUUGCUAUACAGUUUUAUCCAACAUCUGAGCACGAAAAUUAUAAUCAAAAUACCACGUUGAUUAAAUAAAUAUUACAUUUGUUUUAACAUUUUAUCAAAUUUAUGGCAUAAAUUGGUAUUGUUGAAAUGAAAAUAAUAUAUUUACUAGGGAUGGGACGAAUCCACAUUUUGGUCGAAUCCGAAUCCUUGUUCGAAUCCUCAGUGUUUGUCAUCGAAUCUCGAAUCCCAGUCCCACACUAAAUUUCACAUGUUAUUAAAAAAAAAUCACAUGUGUAUUUAUAAAAUUAUAAAAUAAGUGCAUAGUGUAUACACCUGAUAUAAAAUAGACAAAUAACCUCAAAAACCACACACGUAAGUUUGCAUCCGUCUAAUUCUCUGUUACAUUAAUCCUUCCUAUGUUUUCAAUAAAAUACGUUUGUAUAACAGACACCAUUUAAAAAAAAUUAAGUUUUUUUUCUGCAAUGUUAUAUUAUUGAAGGUUGGAAAUGAUCAAGUAGUUAUGCUAAUUGACAAAAUGCAGCGUAGUUAAUCUUAUGUUUGUGCUAUUUCCGUUACCUUUAUAAUAUUAUUUAGGUAUACAAUUUUCUAGAGCUGGACGAACGUCAGUUCUCUAGUUUCGAACUGAAUCGAACCAUAGCAAAAAAAUUUCGAACCGAGACGAACCAAACCUCAUACAGAAAUAAUUGUUUGGAAUUAAAAUGAACCGACCACCAGCAUUUUGGUCUUUAACUGAAUGGUGAGAAAGAAAAGUUCUCCAGCCAUAUGUAAAAUUAAAACAUAUGGCUUAGCUUUAUUAAAUUGCAAUACAUUUUAUAAGUUAAGUUUAUGCAAUAAAUAAUGAAGGAAAGAAAACAGUUUAGAGAAAAUCAUUUUGCAUUUAAUUUCUUUAUAUAUACUUUUAAUUCAUGAAGAAGUUCCAUAUAAAUUUCAAAAGACUAGGUAUCUUCCUUUUUCAGUGUACACUAACCUUCAUUAAAAAAAUAUAUUAUUAUAAAGAUGACGAACAUUCAGCAUAAGGCCACAUAACAUUUUUAAUAAGUAACACUUUUUAAUAGGACAUUAAAAAAAAGUCGAAUGUGAAUUAAGUUACCUAUCUACAUUACAAAACCCGCUGACUGCAGUUACUGUUUUCUUGGAAGAAUGCUGCUCGUCAGAAGAAACUUUAGACAUUUUUUGGGGUGGUUCUGGGUCAUCUGGGUAGACAUUAUCUUUUCUCCAUUUAGAAAACUUCAACGACGUAAGCCUGCUCAUCGCAAAUCACCUCAAGAACAAUAAUUUUGUUAACGUAACGUAAGAAGUGUGGUUAUAGAAAUUUGCGUCGGAAAAAAGAAAACACGAGAAAUAAUGAUGGCUGCCGCAACUACGCUAGUCAACUUAGUACCGUACUGUAAAAUUUACUGGACCAGUACUUUUAAUACACAAGAUUAAAUUAAUAUUUUCAGUACCUGACUGUUAUAACCAAAAAGGCCAAAGAAAAUAAAUACAUCCCAGUAAUUUAAAAUAGGUACGUAAUUUACGUAAUCAUUUCCUACCGCAUUUGUCUUGUGUUAACUUGAUCACGUUAGUUUUGCCGAAAUACGAGAGUUCUCGUACAUGCGCUUUAGUUUAACGUAUGGGUUACGCAAUCUUUGGUGAUUUUACAACACUUCUCGUACACGCACUAUAGUUAAAGGUAUAAUAUACAAUACCUUUGGCAUUUGUACGAUAGUUUAUAUUACGUAGUACGAAAAAUGCAUACAAAAAUCUCUAAAGUAAAUAAAAAACAAAGCGCGCUUAUAUGAAAAAAAUUCUAUGCGAGUUAUGCGACAAUUAAUAAUUUUUUUUUGUCUGCACUUGAAACUGUUGAGGUGACGAUUAUGCGAUAAAAGUAGGAUUAUUACAUGUAAUGGAAUUUUGUUGUGCUGUUUUGUGAAUGGUCUCAAAUGGGGGUUAGAAAAUUAGAAAAACGUAAUUUUUUUUAAACGAACGUUCGGUUUUUCGAAUAUAUUUUAUGAGGUUUCGAACCGAACCGAACCGAACGUAAGGGUUCGGUUCGGUUCUAAAUUUUCGAACUUCGCCCAGCACUACAAUUUUCAAUUACUACCUAAAACUCUUAAAAACCCACCUCGAAUCCUACCUCGAAUCCCACCUCGGAUCCUACGAAUCCUCGAAUCCAUAGGAUUCGGUAUAUUCGACGAAUCCAAGAUUCGAAAAUCCCAUCCCUAAUAUUUACUUAAAAGAAAAUAAACAAAUUUUUGUUGGCCUGUUGAACCACUUGUUUAUCCAACAACACCAUAAUUAAUGGCGUCGGCGUUGAAUUAAGCAAUAUUAGGUUAAAUAAAAAACUUUCUAAGGAAAUUUUGUUUCAAUCAUGUUGAAAUAGUAAUCUCGUUAAAUAAUAUCAAUGAUUUCAUGAACUACGAUUCGGCUACGUGUUGUGUUAACUACUGGUACAAGAGAAGAGAUAAUAAUAAUUAACUUUACUUUAAGUUUCCGCUUGACGAAACUAGGUAUGUGUAAAUUAUUAAAACGAAACAAAAUAAAAGUUUUGUGUAAUUAAAAUAGUGAUGAGCAUUUUAUUUUCAUGCCCUACAGAAUUUCCUCUUUUUAGGCUGUGUGUAGUCGCACGAGGACAAGCACACAAUACAUUAAUACCUAGGUACUGUUCUAAAUGUCAAUGAGUCUCAAAUACUGCUCAAACUUGCUACUUAUGUACUUUAAUUAGUCUAAAUGUUUUGUAUGAAUUUAAUUUUUAGGUCGAGAGGGAGGUGUGGGUAAAAAUUUUGUAUUGCGUAUCCAAGUCUAUCCCUUGAUACUAAUGGCAUUAUCCUGUGGUAAUGAUUCUUGCUGUGUUAACAUUAAUUAAAACAGCAAACAUCAUGUGCCACCGGAUAAAUCAUACAUGAUCAUGCCAACAGGAUCAAGGGAUAAACUUGGAUACGUGAAAUAGAACAAUUACCGAGGUCAGGGUUGCGAUAAAAUGAAGUGUCUUUUAAAUUUUUAUGUUGAAAUUAAGCUUUUUUUUUCCUUAACAAUUGCUAUACACCUGUCUUCAAGAAGUGAAGAUACGAGAAUGAUUUGUACUUUCACCUAAUCCAUUAAGAAUUGAUGCCAUUGGUAACAGCUUCAUUUCAGUUUUUGUGGGAAAAUUGUACAACUUAAGCAGUCAAAUUUGCCAGAAAUACACAUUGCCUGUGUUAAUGAUUAAAUACUUCUGCACGUUUUUUUUAUGCAUUAGUUUUGUUUGCGAUUUGUAAUGCAAUUCGGUAGUUACCUACGAAAAUCCUAACCUUAACUUCAAUCAACGUGAUUCUACUAGAACAGAAAUUGUUCCUUGUACAUAAAAAAAUGCAGAAAUUUAAUAUAAUCCAAAAAUAUGUUACAUGUUAUGCAUUUUAACAAAUGUUAUGAUACGUAAACAAAACAUUUUUAACCGAAAUGAGGUUAAGGCAAACACUGUCCCGAAGGUAAGAAAUUUACUUAUUGUUUUAAAAAUAUUGCUCUCCUAAAUCAUUUUAUGUUACGUUUACCGAUAUUUAGUUAAAUGAUUUGCUUAUAACGGGAAAAAAAAAUUAAAUCAAUAUUUUUAUAAAUAUUAAUGCAUGCACGAAAAAAGUCCCAAGCUCGCCAACAUUCAGUUGAAGCUGCAAAUUUCCCUACUAUUCAAAUUAGUGUUUUAAGCAUAUUAACUGCAAAUUGUACUUUCUACGAUCAAUGUUGUAUUUAAAUUAAAAUUUACUUAUAAUUUGAAACGUAAGUCUUACUCCAGAAUGUACUUUAUCUCGGUUUUAAGCCAUUGCAACUUCGUUUUAAUGUUUGUCAAGUUUGCGUUUUUGUAUAGCAACUAGAGCUUUUCUGAAUAAAAAAAAAGUAGAACUGCAAUAGCAUUGAGUGUCCACUCUGUACUAGUACUUUAUUUACUCUAUGGUCGGAAUAGAAGAGGGGAAGUGAAGGAGGAAGGGAAGUGGGUCAAGGAUUCUAACACUCCUUUGUCUGGUUGGCUGGCUAGCUGGCAGGAGGGAGGUUAAGCCACGCCUCUGCCUCUCUCCCCCCCUGCCACAGCGCUGCCUCUCCCCCCUGCGGAGUCGAUGCCUCUCUUUCCCUCCUGCCGCAUCGCUGCCACCCCCGCCUUCCUCAUUCGAACAAAGACGCACGACUUGAAAAGAAAAAUCUAUUUUUUCCUCCAAAUUCACGUAUAGGCCCCCUCCCCUUUUUUGGAGUCAAAAUUUGGGGAAAAAAGGGGGGCCUUUACGCGAGUAAAUACGGUAAGUUGUUCAUACGUUACUGCAUUUAAACUUGAAGUUGAAAUAAAUGUAAAUUUACAGUACAGGAUUACUCGAGCAAAAGUGAGAUCCGAAUUAAAAAAGUGAUGUUCAGAUAACUGUUGUGUUGAGACUAAACUUUGGUGGUCCUUCACCACUUUGCUUUGUUUUUAUUGUUCUUAAAAAUAUUUUAAUUUUGAAACAAUGACAAAGAAAACUUAGUUUUAUAAGACUUGGUCAGUAGUUUUCGUUUUACUAGACUUGGUCAGUAGUUUUCGGUGAAUAAUUUUUUUUCCAGUGGAGUCAUAAAUGCCCCUGCAUAUUUCAAACUGUCGAGGUGAUGUUCAAACCCAGCGUUAAUAAGUAGAUCUCUGAAUUGUGAAGCAAUCAAUGUUGGGUAGUGAUUUUCUACACAAGCUAGAGCUCUAUUGGUUGGGCAAUUGUUUUCUAGCAGUUUUAGCUCUGAAAUAAAAUAAAAAAGUCUGAAGAAAUUCCUAGUGAUUUGCCACACUAGCAAAUCUGUGUUCAUGUGGAAAUGGAAAAAUUUGAGUUUGUUUAGAGAGAGUUUAAAUUUUGAGUAAUGUUUGCAAGCAGCAUGACUUCAGUGCUAUCAAUAUGUAACUUUUCAAGGGACAGUGGGGGGGGGGAAAUGUUCUAAAGUGCUUUUAAGUGUAAAAUCAUGUGUGUAAGUAAUGGGUUUCGCUGUUUCUUUGCAAAGUGUUAAUAUUUUUGUGAAUUGUGCAGGUUGAGAACUAAUUGUACUAUGCACAACAUUGUGUAGCAAGCUAGCAAGCAGUUCUUAGUGGAUGGCCAAGAGCAUGUACUGAGUGAUGAUAUAACAAGAACUACCCAUAUUUGUUGACGUAUAGUACAUGUCUUUAUUUUUAUACAAGCAAUAUGAUUGUAUCUGUUUGGUAAUAAAAACAAGUAUGUAAAUAUUGUUGGUCUUAUAAAUAACACUUUGUAAGUGCAAAGUAAUAAUGUGAUUAGAAAAUUUUAAUGAUAAAUAAA
Bacillus rossius redtenbacheri is the source of this 9281-nucleotide messenger RNA. RefSeq names its product inactive peptidyl-prolyl cis-trans isomerase FKBP6 (gene shu). Bases 167 to 1525 code for a protein of 452 amino acids. The transcript is spliced from 8 exons. Lineage: Eukaryota; Metazoa; Arthropoda; Insecta; Phasmatodea; Bacillidae. Gene Ontology annotation, cellular component: cytoplasm. Gene Ontology annotation, molecular function: Hsp90 protein binding; peptidyl-prolyl cis-trans isomerase activity. The record is from RefSeq and is a predicted model, not a curated record. Gene Ontology annotation, biological process: spermatogenesis; piRNA processing.